AUAGUUGCUUGACCUGGUUCAGUCAUUCUAAUGAAUUAGGGUUUUGAUUUCAGAUACACGGAAAACCUCAAAAUGGAUGUCUCGGCUGCUCGAAAUGUUCCUUCCAAACGCAAGAGAGACAUCUCCGACGAUGAUAACGCCGUCGACCUCUCUAUCCUCGAAGCGGUGGAGAAGUCUCAAAACACCAUUGAAGUACUGGACAUGAAAACGCUCAGAAGACUCGUGCUUGCCUUCGAACGCCGUCUCAAGGACAAUAUUGAGGCUCGCCUCAAGUAUCCCGACCAACCUGAGAAAUUUGCCGAUUCUGAGAUCGAGCUACACGAGGAGAUCGAAAAACUCAAGAUCCUUGCCGGAGGACCUGAACUUUAUCCUGAACUCGUCAACUUAAACGCGGUUCCUUCAAUUCUCGGCCUACUGAAUCACGAUAAUACCGAUAUAGCCAUAGACGUUGUUGGCUUGCUGCAAGACCUAACAGACGAGGACGUUUUGGAAGAUAACGACGAGCCUGCUCAAGUUCUUGUCGAUGCGUUGGUCGAGAAUAAUGUGCUGGAAUUGCUUGUCCAGAACUUACUUAGAUUGUCAGAGAACGAUCCGGAUGAGAUGGCGGCAGUGUACAAUACUCUAGCAACGAUUGAGAAUAUGAUUGAAGUUAAACCGGUGGUAGCAGAGAUAGUUUGCGAGAGGACUAAAUUGAUGAGGUGGUUGUUAGGGAAGAUUAAGAUUAGGGAGUUCGAUGGUAAUAAACAGUAUGCUUCAGAGAUAUUAGCAAUUUUGCUGCAGAAUAGCACUGCAAAUCAGAAGAGGUUAGGGCAGAUGAACGGCGUCGAUGUGAUGUUACAGGCGGUGGCGAUGUACAAGUCACGCGAUCCGAAGACGCAAGAUGAGGAGGAGAUGGUGGAGAAUUUGUUUGAUUGCUUGUGUUGCCUGUUGAUGCCUUUGGAGAACAAGGAGAAGUUUGUGAAGGCUGAAGGUGUGGAAUUGAUGAUUAUUAUCAUGAAUCAGAAGAAAUCCUGCUAUGGAUCGGCUACAAGGGCGUUGGAUUUUGCUAUGACAAAUUAUCCACCUGCUUGUGAGCGAUUUGUGGAUGUAAUGGGAUUAAAGACUGCGUUUCCUGCUUUCAUGGGUAAGAUCCCCAUAAACAGCAAGAACAAGAAGAAACGUUACAAGGAGGAGUUGGAAGAGCGCCUUGUAUCACUAGUUGCCUCGUUAUUUGGUGGAGUUUUGAGGGGUUCUAGAAAGGAAAGAUUAUUAAGUAAAUUUGUUGAGAAUGAGUGUGAAAAGAUUGAUCGACUCAUGGAGCUUUACAUGAGAUAUGCAAAUAGAGUGAAAGCGGAGACAGAGAGAAUGGAUGAACUGGAACUUGAUGAUCUAGAGAUGGAUGAUGACGAAAAGUACAAUAGACGAUUGGAAUCUGGACUUUACACUCUUCAGUUGAUAGCGGUUAUUUUAGGCCAUCUUUGGACAUCCGAGCAUCCGAAAAUGAGUUCAAGAAUUGAAUUACUUCUAAAGCAGAAUAGACUUACGAAAAAGGAUGUCAGGGAUAUACUCCAGGAGUAUCAUGACAACAUUGGCGAUCUAGAAGGGCCAGAAGAAAAGGAGAGAGGACAAUCAAGGAUUCAAAGAUUCGUAACGGCUUUCUCAUAAAAAAAAAGAAAGUGCGGUCUUUUCUCUUGUUCAAUCGCCAUUUGCCGAGUUUGUUAGAAUCAAAAUUAUGUCUUGUUUUUAACAUUGUCAAAGUAGUCAAGAUCUUAAAAAUGCGUUGUAUUUAGUAAGAAUUAUUCCAUCACAACAGGUAUCGAAGCCAAAAAUAUUUAAAUUGUUAUUCAAAAUUUUCAUCAGAUUCAGAAACUGUUGCUGUUUUGGUUUGUGA
Molecule: messenger RNA, 1870 nt
Organism: Impatiens glandulifera
Lineage: Eukaryota; Viridiplantae; Streptophyta; Magnoliopsida; Ericales; Balsaminaceae
Product: beta-catenin-like protein 1
Exons: 8
Coding region: 73-1644 (523 amino acids)
Cellular component (GO): spliceosomal complex
Source: RefSeq, a predicted model, not a curated record